Messenger RNA from Cladocopium goreaui, 746 nucleotides. Lineage: Eukaryota; Dinophyceae; Suessiales; Symbiodiniaceae. The record is from the annotation of a GenBank genome assembly.
CUCGAGUCGGGAAUUGUCCAGCGCCAUGGGUCGCAUCCCCGCACAGGACCCGGGCGAGGUUGCUGCCGCCGCGGCGGCGGCGGCCACCGCAGAUGCCCUGGCCAAGGUGAAGGCGGCGCAGCAGCAGAAGGAGGCCGGCACCGUCACGGUGGAAGUCUUUCCGGGAGAGGAGGCGAAGCCGGUCGCGAAGGGUCCAUCGGCUCGAUUUUUCAUCCGUGGCCUUGGAUCCUUGGGAGAACACCAUGUCAAGGACUACUUCGGGAAAUUCGGAGAGGUCGUUGAGGCCACCUUAGUCCGUGACAAGAAGACCCAGCGCCCGCGGGGCAUGGCCUUUGUGAGCCUCGUGCCACGGGAGGGCGGUAGUGUGGACGACUUGAUCGAAACCGUGGCAGGUGCUGAUAGUCAUAGCAUCAAAGGUGUCGAAAUCGAAGUGCAGGAAGCCUUGCCCAAGCCGGCUGAGGAGAAAGCGCCAGAGGUAGAAGAGCCCAGUGAGCAAGCGCCAACCCCUAAAGCGCCAGAGGAGGCCUUGCCAGCGGUGGACCCGGUGGCGCAAGCCAAAGCGCAGGCCCAAUGGCAGAUGCACUACUUGGCGAUGGCCAUCAAUUUGUCUGUGCCCGACAUGGGGAAAGGGGGCGGAAAGGAUGGUGGCGGAAAAGGUCGCUCGGCACCGUACUGAGGAAGAAAGUUGUCGUUGUUUCACGCCAGGAACCCUGAAUCCCGAACGAAAAAGUGUUAUUGUUAUUCCG